This is a messenger RNA of Uranotaenia lowii, 3084 nucleotides long. RefSeq lists its product as uncharacterized. The transcript has 2 exons. NCBI's taxonomy places the organism in Eukaryota, Metazoa, Arthropoda, Insecta, Diptera, Culicidae. The annotation marks the transcript as partial. The record is from RefSeq and is a predicted model, not a curated record.
CCAGUACACGUGCGAGUCAGCCUCACACAUCUUGUACAGAAAUCCGGCCACACAGGAACAACACCCUGCCUUAUCGCAUCUAUCCAAAUACUCAAACACGUUUUUGUCUUUUCUCCCAACAGCUCCCACGAUGGGUUCUCCUCGGACGGUAUCUCGGUGAUAAGCGAGAGCGAUGCCAGUGCAACCGAAACGCCGGAUCAUAAGAAGAGGUUGCACUUUGCCAAAGGUUUCGAAUUGGAUGCUGAGGAAGACGAGGCGGUGUCCUCACAAAUACAAGAACAAACGGCGGCCGUUGAGCGACAACGUCCCCGAGAGAGGCGGUUGAAGCGAAGAAGGAGUGAUGAGGAACCACCAGAGGAUAGGGCACUGGUUCCCGAAGGUUCGCUGAUAACGUGGACCGAUGUUCAUCGGGCAUCAGUUGUCCUGGCCGGGGUACUAGUUACUGCAGUAGUAGCCAUUUUGGUGGGUAAUUCCCGCGUUUAUCAGAACCGGGCCGAUGAAUUUAACUUUCAACAUGAGCAGAGGAUCUCCGAGCUGGAAUUGGAGAAUAACAUCUUGAAGAAUGAGAUGAACAAACUCAAGCAUCUGUACACGCGGACCGAGUUGGAUGAGCAGGUACAAAAAGCGGACACUGAAUGGAUCGAAACACUGGAAAAGGCUAUUGACGCGACUCCGACACCUGAAGAAGUAGAUCCUGUUCAAAUGGGUACCGGGGAAGAGAAAAUAGGAAAAAGCACCGGUCCGGAGCUUCCGGAAUUUAGGAAAGUCCCCCCACAGGAUGGGGAAGUUCCUUUGCGAGUCGUUUGGGGAGGUGACGAUGGUCAACCUAUGCUCAUAGCCGAUAAGGACUACGUUCUACCGGAGUUUUGUUACAACAAAAAUGCAGUUAAAGAUGCGUUGUACUCGGAAUACUCAUCGAAGUAUUGUGAUAUCAAAAAACGUAAAAUCGAAGCCAAACAGCGUAAAGCUGAAUUUUACAAGCAGCACCACAAAAAAUACAAGCCAGACGGCCCUAAGGACUACACUAAAUACAUCAAACCAACAGCGGAAGAAGUGGCCGAACAUAAACGGCAAGCCACAGCUGCGCCUCCGAAAGCUCCAAACUUGUCUCCGUUCGCUUUCGAUUUCCAGCAAGCCUACGAAACGGUCAAAGAAGAGGGUGCAGUGAUUUUGGAAAGUCUGGUUGCAAUCCUGGAUUUAAAUCCAGAACCGGAAUUCGUUCGAACCUCCUACCAGGGAGACGUUGCCGAUAAUGGAGCAGCUGGUACCACCCCAAGCACCGAAACGGCGACAACACCGGCAGCCCCGGAAGAGAUCCCCUGGGAAACGUACCCGACGUGGGUCCGCGAAAAGUACGAAGCGACUCCGGAAAUGCACCACAAGCUGAAGAACAAAGCCUCGCUGCUGUGGGACUGGGAACGGAAGAAGAAUCAGUUUCUGCAGGACGUUGGUUUGGACACCCUGGAGGAAGUGGAAAGCCGAACCGAAGAUGAACUGCGGCAACGGAAGCAACAGUUUGGUAAAACGCGAGCAGAGCAAGGCAACGUUGAAAGCGGAUACGAACAACCUAAACAACAGCAGCAAGAGCAACAAUUUGAGAGAAAUUCUCAGGAGAAUGUUGAAAGGAACGAGUAUAGGAACGGUGACAACAACAAAAACGGAUGGAAGGGUGAUAAAAAGGAUUGGAAGAACGGCAAUAAGGAAUGGAAAGGAGGUGAUGGUAAAGAAUAUAAACGAGAUAGCAAGGAAUGGCGGGGAGAUAGCAAGGAGUGGAAGGAGCGAUCCAGCAACGGUGAUAGAAGAUCGAACGAACGGAACGAUUCGCACGAAAAUUACCAGAAGGAUUGGAAAAAAGAAAAUCGUGAAUGGAAGGACAGUAAUGAACGAAAGUACCAUAGCGAAGAAAAUGGUAGCAAAGAGUGGAAAAAUGGCAACGGUUACAACAAACAGGACAAACACUGGAAAAAUAGCGGAGAGAGUCGGGAGCAGCAGCAGCAGCAGCAGGAUCGACCUGCUAAUGGUGGUUCUUAUCUAGACCAAUACCGAAGCGAGGAAGUUUCGGCUGAGCACAACAGAGAUACAAGGGAACGAGAAGGCUUCAACAAAAAGUAUAAGCAUGACGAUGAUGAUGAUGAUAGCAAAGAGUGUCACGAUUCGAGGGAAUGUAAGGAAAACAAAUGGAAACGCAAGGAUUACGACAAUAGCAAUGAACGUUCGUCAGGAGAAGGAUCCUAUCUGAAUCAAUACAAGGACGAUUAUAAGAAGUCGUACAACUCGAAGGAAAACUAUCGAAAGAAAUUCGAUGAUGAUGACGAUGAUGAUGAUGAUGAUGAUGAUGAUGAUGACGACGACGAUGAUGAUGACGACUGGAAGAAUAAGGGGAAAAAGCACAACGGUCACAAGAAUCACAAGAAACAUGAUGGCAGUGAUGAGGACGAUGACGAUGAUGAUGAUGACGACGAUGACGAUCAUUACAAAAAUCGUAAAGAGUGGCACGAUAAGAACCACAAGGGGAAAGACAAGCACUGGCAGAAACACCACGAUAAUCAUCACAGCAAGGAGAAGUGGAACGAUCGGGAGCGUCAUUCGCAGCACCAUCGAAAGCGAUAGAAGGGGUUCAACACUGGAACCAUUGGAAUGAACGUUUUAGAGCGAAAGGAAUACGAAUGAGAAGUUUAAAGUGAAAGUGGCAAAAAACCCUUUAGUCAGAAUAUAUUUAUACGAUGUUACCAAACAGAAAUUUUAGAUGCGUGUACAGGAAAAGUGUACACCCAAGAGCACAAAUCUUGGCAAAGUAUAUUACAGGAAUGAGGCAAGCUGAUCUGAUUUGUUUUUCGGAAACCAAGCUGAAACAAUGCAUGGGGGAAUGUUUUUGAGCAACCCGAACUCUAGAGUAGUGAUAUUUUACGAGGAAGUUCAUUUAUCGACUAACAUAUGAGUAUAUUUUAGAAACUGUCCCGCUUAAAAGUAGAAACCUAACACAACCUUUCGAUUGAAUUUGGAUCACCCGCAACUACCAUCUCCAGAGAGUGGUAAAUAGAGGAGCCAGUUUUGAAAUAAAGUUGUGAAAUACCUAUACCAAAA